Molecule: messenger RNA, 840 nt
Organism: Boeremia exigua
Lineage: Eukaryota; Fungi; Ascomycota; Dothideomycetes; Pleosporales; Didymellaceae
Product: acyl-CoA N-acyltransferase
Exons: 3
Coding region: 88-786 (232 amino acids)
Molecular function (GO): acyltransferase activity, transferring groups other than amino-acyl groups
Source: RefSeq, a predicted model, not a curated record
GGAUCAGAUCUCGUAACAUCUUCCCACUUGCGGCUUUCACGAAAACGCGGCCCUGAUCCAAGUCAAGCCACCUUUUGAGCAUUCACAAUGGGGUUUGUCGUGCUACCCGCCCUACCGGCAGACAUCAGCGCCGUUUACGAUGUGUACUUUGCGGCCUUCAAGGACAACGCAAUCACGCGGGCACUGUUUCCUUCAGCCACAGCGGAGGACUUGACGGAUCCGGAGUCUGAGUUCCGUAAAGGGCACACUGCACACACUCUACAGUACAUGCAGAACAACCUCACGCAACACACACUGAAAUGUGUAGAUGCAGAGACCGGUAAGAUUGUGGGUAUGGCCUUAUGGGACGUUUACAUUACUCCCAGUGAUUGGGAGAAGGGCGAAAUAGGGUGGUUGUCAGGAAAGGAAAGACAGCGGGCUGAGGCACUGAUCGGUCCACUAUGGGGCGCCCGAGAGAAGUUGUGGAGCAAGGAGCGUUACUUGUACUGCCACGUGCUCGCUGUUCAUCCCGACUCUCAACGGAAGGGUGUCGGUGAACUGCUAGUGGAGUAUGGCAAGAAGAUCGCGGUACAAGCCAAUCUUCCGAUCUACGUUGAGAGCUCCAAGGAUGCUAUCAGGCUGUAUGAGAAGACAGGCUUCCGAUGGCUGAAGGAACGCCCUGUUCACAAGUUGAAUGAUCUGUGGCCAGAUUCAAGCAGCGACGAGGAAGACCAGGAGAUCCCGCUCUUGGUUUGGAUUCCAGAAGGCCAGAAGUCGAUACUGCCGGCUGCUGUUCAGCUUGCUUAAAAGGACCAAAUAGAAAUACUCAUACUCAUAUGUCUAUCAGAUGCAAAUGCUUAU